Messenger RNA from Rhodotorula toruloides NP11, 1044 nucleotides. RefSeq names its product phosphogluconate dehydrogenase (decarboxylating). The transcript has 10 exons. Gene Ontology annotation, molecular function: NAD binding; NADP binding; oxidoreductase activity, acting on the CH-OH group of donors, NAD or NADP as acceptor. Bases 1 to 1044 code for a protein of 347 amino acids. The record is from RefSeq and is a predicted model, not a curated record. NCBI's taxonomy places the organism in Eukaryota, Fungi, Basidiomycota, Microbotryomycetes, Sporidiobolales, Sporidiobolaceae.
AUGCCGACUUUCACGCCAGAGAAGUUUGGGUUCAUCGGGAUGGGCAACAUGGGUCUCCCAAUGGCGCGCAACCUCGCCGCCUACCUCGAGACCGAAUCCCUCGCCCCCCUCCACGUCUACAACCGCACGACCUCGAAACUCCCUGCCGAGUCGGCGCAGUUCAAGCACGUCCAGAGUGCGAAGGAGCUUGCCAAGACGUGCGACGUGAUCGUGACGAGCUUGGCGCACGACGAGGCCGCCAAGAGCGUGUACAAGGAGUUGUUUGAGGGCGCGAAGGAGAAGAAGGAUGGAAGGGGGAUCAUCUUCAUCGACACGUCGACUCUGUACCCCUUGACCUGCGGCGAACUCGAGCGCACGGCGCAGUCUAUUCCGGGCGCCGUCUACCUCUGCUCGCCCGUCUUUGGCCCCCCUCCCAUGGCAAAGGACGCCAAGCUCGUCUUCGUCCUCUCCGGCGACACCUUCGCCAAAAAGAAAGUCGUCAAAUUCCUCUCGCCCUCGAUGGGUCGCCGCGUCAUCGACGUCGGAAACAACGUCGAGCGCGCUGCGGCGUUCAAGCUUUGUGGGAACGGGAUGAUCGCGAGCAUCAUUGAAUUGCUUGCGGAGGCGAUGACGCUCGCGGACCGCACCGGCGUCGGCUCCGACCUCCUCUUCGAGUUUGUCAAAGAGUUCCUCCCCGCCCCCUCCUUCAUCGGCUACGGCGGCAAGAUCCUCAACAACACCUUUGAGGGCGAGACGGGCUUUACGGUCAAGGGCGGACUGAAGGAUGUUACGCACGUGAGGAACUUGGCGCAGAGCGUUGGAGCGACAAUGCCGGCUUUGGAUGCGGCCCACCGCCACCUCGUCACCUCCCUCGCGAACGGCGGCGGAGACCUCGACUGGUCUUCCCUCGUCGCAGGCCCGCGUCUCGCAGCGGGACUUCAGCCUUUCACCGGGCGCAAGGAACACGCCCGCGACACCGGCUUCGGCGCAAAGACGGACGAGCCGUCCAAGAACGAACUCGAGCCCGAGUCUGUCGGUGGGAUCAAGACUGUUCAGAACUUCUGA